Molecule: messenger RNA, 3397 nt
Organism: Etheostoma spectabile (orangethroat darter)
Lineage: Eukaryota; Metazoa; Chordata; Actinopteri; Perciformes; Percidae
Gene: dgkaa
Product: diacylglycerol kinase, alpha a
Exons: 24
Coding region: 272-2473 (733 amino acids)
Biological process (GO): phospholipase C-activating G protein-coupled receptor signaling pathway
Cellular component (GO): plasma membrane
Molecular function (GO): calcium ion binding; ATP-dependent diacylglycerol kinase activity
Source: RefSeq, a predicted model, not a curated record
GCCGCUGCAGCGGCUGAGUGUGUAUUGGUUAGAGAAGAGGGCGCAGAGCCGCUGAGGCGGUGCUUGACAGGAGGGAUCCGCUCAGUCUCUGCUCCGCAUUAGUCCGCUGCUCCCACCCCGCCGACCUGCUGCCUCCGUUUAAACUUAACGGACACUUCGUUUGUGAAAGCCGCAUUUUGGAUGACUGUUAAACGGCAGCACGACGAUCGCAUUUAAGGCUAUCAACCAAGUGGCGACAGAAAGGCAGGCAGCUAGUGCAGAAGCAGGCACUAUGUCCACCCCCACAAACCCAGAGGUGAAGGAGCUGAACCCUGUCGACUUUAUCCAGCUACAGCAGUACAUUGAAUACUGCAGCCUGAAGGUGAAAGAUGUGCUCAGGGAAUUUGAUGCAGAUGGUCGUCUGGCCCGGCACAGACAUGGAGAGUGCAUCAAUGAAGAAGGCUUUCGUCUGUUCCUGAAGACGUAUUUAGAAGUGGAGGACUUCCCUGUGGAUCUCUGCCAGCGACUCUUCUGCUCCUUCCAAAACUCCGAACCCACCCAGGCAGACAGUGCCAAAGAGGUCUUUCUGAAGGAUGUUUCGUGUUACUUCUCUCUGCUGGAGGAUGGCCAGCCAAGGGAUAAGCUGGAAUUUGCUUUCAAGCUCUACGACAGAGACGGCAACGGAGUCCUCGACAGCUCUGAAGUGGAUAGGAUUAUUGCUCAGAUGAUGCAUGCUGCAGAAUACCUCGGAUGGGACGUGUCAGAGCUGAGGCCGGUUCUGAAGGACAUGAUGACCGCAAUUGAUGCUGACAGCAGCGGCACGGUGUCUCUGGAGGAGUGGGUGGAGGGAGGCAUGAACAACGUCCCCUUGCUGGUCUUGUUGGGUCUGAAGAUGACCCAGAAGGACGGGCAGCACCUUUGGAGGAUGAAACACUUCAACAAGCCUGUUUACUGCAACGUGUGCCAUAGCAUGCUGCUGGGUCUGAGGAAACAAGGACUGUGCUGCACUUGCUGCAAAUACACAGUCCACGGACGCUGUGCCAACAGGAACCCGGCCCCCUGCACCCGGACCUAUGUGAAGUCAAAGAAAGAAACAGGGGUUCCAGCACACGACUGGGUGAGUGGGAACUGUGACUCUAAGAGGUGUGAAAAAUGCCAGAAGAAGAUCAAGAGCUAUCAAGGCUUGACGGGCAAACACUGUGUGUGGUGCCACACGAUGCGUCAUGAUGAAUGUGCAGGCCAGGAGCCAACAGUGUGUACCUGUGGGCCCCUCAGAGACCACAUCCUGCCUCCAUGGGCAAUCUAUCCUGUUAUAAAGGAGAGACCAAACAAUGUAAAGAAUGGCUGCUCAGGCUCAACAGAUGACAGUGAGCUCAAUACUACUCCUGAUGGACAAGUGCUUCAGAUCAGCCCCGUGCCAAACACCCAUCCUCUUCUAGUGUUCGUCAACCCUAAAAGUGGUGGCAAGCAGGGAGAAAGAGUCCUGCAUAAGUUUCAGUAUUUACUGAAUCCACGGCAGGUAAACAACCUUUCCAACGGCGGACCUGGACCAGGACUGAGUUUCUUCAGACAUCUGCAGGAUUACAGGAUCUUAGUGUGCGGGGGUGACGGCACAGUUGGCUGGAUUCUAGACGCAAUAGAUAAAGCCAAUCUGGUGGUGAGGCCCCCUGUCGCUGUGCUUCCUCUGGGCACAGGAAAUGACCUAGCACGGUGUCUGCGAUGGGGAGGAGGAUAUGAUGGUGAGGAUCUGAGUCGUAUUCUUAAAGACAUCGAGGGGAGCACUCAGGUGAUGAUGGACCGCUGGACUGUGCGGGUCAUCCCAGAAGAGAGUCAGGAGAAGGGCGACCCCGUUCCCUAUGAAAUCAUCAACAACUACUUCUCUAUCGGAGUUGACGCCUCCAUUGCCCACCGCUUUCACACAAUGAGGGAGAAACAUCCCCAGAAAUUUAACAGCAGAAUGAAGAACAAGCUGUGGUAUUUUGAAUUUGCCACUUCAGAAACCAUCUCUGCUUCCUGCAAGAAACUGAACGAAAGCCUAACCAUCGAGUGCUCUGGUACUCCACUGGAUCUCAGUGGCCUGUCUCUAGAAGGGGUUGCUGUCCUCAACAUUCCCAGCAUGCACGGUGGCUCCAAUUUAUGGGGUGAGACCAAAAAAGGGGACACUAAGGGACUGACAAGUCAGGAGGAGCCCGAGGUGAUCAUCGACCCAGAAAUCCUGAAAGUGUCCUCCCAAGAUCUCAGUGACCGUCGAUUAGAGGUGGUCGGCCUGGAGGGAGCCAUGGAGAUGGGACAGAUAUACACGGGUCUUAAGAGUGCUGUGAGGCUCGCGAAAACAUCCCAGAUCACCAUCAGGACGAAGAAAGCUUUACCGAUGCAGAUAGACGGAGAGCCGUGGAUGCAGCCCCCAUGCACUAUUCACAUCACACACAAGAACCAAGCCCGCAUGUUGAUGGCUCCUCAGGCCAAAUCCUCUGGCUUUUUCACCUACAAAUAAAACUGCUCCGAAGCAGCCACACGCGCUCGUUUGUUGUAAAUAGAGGACUGACACUUUUCUUAACUAUAAAAUCAGUUGGAAUGUUUAUGUUGUAGAAUAACAAGUUAUGAUAACUGCAUCUGUGUAACAUAUAACCGAAGCAUGGCACUGUAUGAAUACAACUGUAUGGUAGGAUACGUUUGCAUCGUGGCAAAAUGAUUUUCACCAAACUCAACUCUCUCGCCGCCUCUGUGUCAGUGCUUCACGGUUAGUGAAAACGCUGCUCUGUAAGAACUUAAAGUGAAUGUCCUGCUAAAAGAAGAAUAUUCUGCUUCAUGUGCCUUUACAAUCUGUUCUCUAUGGUUCUGGCUUUGGUAGAAGACUUACAGAGCUCUGUGUAGACGUGCACUUUGGACAUAAUCCAUGUAGUAUUGCUGUUUUUGUUGUGGCUGUAAAGAUGCUGUGAAAGCCAGAUAUAGUGUAUGUUCUUGUCAAUUUGGAACCAACCACUUUGUCAUACGUUUUUAGAAGAUACUUGAAAGUGUUUUGGGGAACAGUAAAAGAACAAUCAUUGCCAAAAAGGCUGCAUGUUGAUCCGCUGCAGCAGUCAGCCUACUCUACUGUUCCUUACUCUACUGUGUGUGUGUGUGUGUGUGUGUGUGUGUGUGUGUGUGUGUGUGUGUGUGUGUGUGUGUGUGGUGUGUGUGUGUGUGUGUGUGUGUGUGUGUGUGUGUGUGUGUGAGAGGGCAGAAAGUUGAGAUGUAUUAUUCACUUCUAAUUUAUAAAUUGCAUUGGAUUUGAAAUUAAUGGUUCACCGGUUGAAAUAUAUUAUGUAAAUAAUUGAAAUGCUUAAUCAUUCAUAUCAUUUCAAAAUAUCUAGAAGAUGUUUAUGUAAUAUGCUUGAGAUAAACACUGUGGAAAGAUUUUAAUAAAUCAUGGACUUCA